CGCAGACCCUGCUCACCUUCCAGGGCGGCGGGGGGCAUCUCAUCGACGACGUCUCGAACAUGUACGCCCUCCUGUGGGAAUGCAACCUGCUGUCUUCGAAUGGUCGGUCUCGAACCCGCAAAGGUCGAGCUGCAUCCGUGCUGGAUAUAGGGAACGGGCUGCUCUUGGUGGAGGUGCUCUAUGACCAGGAGGUGCACGCCUUGCCAGUCCACAAGCUUGUGGGCAUGCUUGCCGCGUUCACGAUUGAAGAGAGCCAUCAGAUCAAUGAUGGACAUGCCAUGACGGCGGUCCUUGACCUUGUCGACGAGAAGAUUAAUCGCCUUCAAGAAGUCUACAACCGUCACAACAUUGCUUGGCGAGGCUUCCGGUUGGCGCGCGGCUUCGCGGGUGCAGUCCAGCGAUGGUUGGAGAAGUCCACGGACUUCGACGCCCUGCUGAAGGACUCCAGGCUGGAGGCAGGCAUCGCGGUGCGCGGGCUGCAGCGCCUGGACAGGCUGCUGGGGCAGGCCUCCGCAGCGCUCGGAGAGCUUCAGCUGACGACCCCGCGGAGCUCGCUGGACGCCCUGCGCCCAGUUCUGCGGGCACGGGCCCCGCUGGCGUUCAUGCCGUCUCUCCUGCACGACGGCCUCGCCGAGGAGGAGGAGGCGGCCAGGCUGCCCGGGGAGGAUCAAGUCUUCACGGAGGCGCCGCCCGAACUGCGGCGCAGGCCGGACGGUGAAGGCUGGGCUCCAGACAGGGAUGGGUGGUUUGUGGAGCUGGACCCUCAUGAGGUGGGCUUUUCGCACAACACGAUCAGCUGCAAGUUUUCGGACGGGCGGCGUCUGGAGGAUACCGUGGCCGAGCUGGUGGAAGAUGAAGAGCUCUGCUACCAACUGGCGAAGGACAUGCGCGUCGUCUACUUCCAAGGGAGGCCGUAUACACUCGGGAACCGCAGGCUGGCCGCAUUCCGCCUCGCAUGCCAGCGCGCACCCCAGAGGCUGAAAAAGCUGUGCUUCCAGCUCGCAGACGAGGCGGCUGCGCUCAGGUGGAAGUGGUGGAGCAAGUUCAGCACGGGCCACUUCCUCGGCAUGCGGGCCGUUGUCAACACCACGGGUUGCGUUGUCGGCGAGUCUGCUGCGGCCACGAGGUUCUGGCCGAGCGGUGAAGAUGUGCCCGGGCGCGGCUACGCCGCUGCGGCGGCCCAGUGCGCAAGGAUGAACCUCGAGCUCCCCCCACCUGCGACGAGCCAGCCACUCACGCUGAUCCUGCCUGACGUCCUGUCUGGGCAAAGCAUCCGUAUCUCCGAGGCCACUCUCGCCAGGGCCAUCUGCGGGCUGGACCCCCCAGAGAAGCGCAAGCCAACAAAGGGCCGGAAAGCUGCUCCAGACCUGGACUUGCGAGAGCGGCCAGCAAGGCGGUUCGGCAUUUCCACAUUGGCCAAGAUCCCUGCUGUGUUUCCAACGUUGGAGGCCUGGACCACAAGCUUCGGCGGGCCCCUCCUUGCAGAAGUGGAGGAGCAGAUUUUGGGCCGUUGCUCCGACGAUGCGGAGGGCAAGGCGAAGGAGCCGAUCGUGUACAGGAAGGCGUGGCUUUCAGGAGUUCGCGACGAGGAACGCGACGAUAUCGAGGACCAGGCGAUCAACCAUGAAGAUGGCGACGUCUUCAAGAUUGAUGCAAACGGAGUGACUCUGUCGAAUCUGAAGGAUUGGCUCCCUUUCUCUGUCUUGCACCUGCGGAUACCAGGCAUGGCAUGUCAAUUUGGUAUAGUCGCCCCUCAGGGCUCAAAUCAGGAAGGGUCUCUCUACCUACGUACCAGGAAGCUGCCUGUCCUGCAGUCACUCGUUCAGCAAGCGGAGCAAUCAGUCGAGGUAAAGGCUGGUUUCGUUACUUGCAUCCUGACGGAACUCCGCAUUUGCCGAGCGAUGGAAUCACCGAGCCAGCAUUGCCCGGUGUUCUGGCCCUCCAUUGCGGGUGCAGACACGCAAAAGAUUUCCCUCCGAGCCCAUGGGACACAGCAGGCACUAGUCAGUGACAUUCGUCAGCACGAGGCGGCCUUGCAGAGGUCCAGCCUCAACCAGCCACAGAUAGGUUCUGUGCUGACGACCCUGCGAAGAAAAGAAGGGGUGGUGCUCAUCCAGGGCCCGCCAGGCACGGGCAAGACAAAGACACUCUCCGUGCUCCUUGACCGGUGCGUGGCGGUACGGCAGCGGUGCCUCGUGGUGGCCCCGACCAAUACCGCGGUUCAGGAGUUGCUCAGUCGAGUUCUUGAGCAUGUUGCUGCCUGGCGCAUCGGCUACGUGGCCCACCCGCUUACUGCUGAGGUGGCCCGGGAUCACGACUUGGCGUGCGUACUAGCGGACCACCGCGUAGCUCAGUUGCACGAGCUCGCAGCCGAUGUUGCAUGGACCGUCGAUAACUGGUUGCAGGCGCCAGCGAGGCAACCACCAGACUCCGACGAUGAGUACGCCCCGGGGAAGGCAAAGGGCAGGGGCAAGCUGGGGAAGGGCAAGGUCAAGGGGAAGUCCGCGGGUGAGGAGCGCCGUGCCAGGCGUGCGCAGCGUCGGGAGGACUGGGGCUCGAAGCUGUUUGCGCAUGCCGCCCAAGUUCGUAGCGAGCUGCGCCACUUCCAGAAGACUCUCGAGCGGUGGCGCUCCCAGCUCCUCCUUCUGCCGCCAGAAGAUUCUGGAGUCUACCUAGAUCCAAACCGGGAGCCGAGCCCGGCGGCGUCGGCGAUCGAGCAGCGCGAGGAGGAGGCCAUGGGCCAAUUCGGCAGGCUCCGGGACCAGCUUCAGAGCUCGCAGCUCCCCGAGGAGCUGAGCCUCCUGCACCGCCGUCUGGAGGCGAACGUCCCCCGGACGUGGGCAGAGGCAGUCGCAAACCCGGAGAAGCUGUACGAGUGGCUGCAGGGCUUCGUCCGCCGUCCCACUUGCAACGGCUACAAGGGGGGCCUCGGCUGGGGCUGCGGCAGCCUGGGCAGGUCGGGCAAGGGCAGGGCGCCGUUCGGUCCGGGUAGCAAGGGCUCGGCCGCGGCUGGUCCCAAGGGCAAGUGCAGCAGUGAUGUGGAGAAGGCAACGGCCGUCCUCAGAGCACUUCGCGAGGCUGCGCGUGACGCCGCCAGCGUCAAGCCGAUGGACCUGCAGGACGCGCUGCUCCGGCGGUGCGAGCUCAUUUUCUGUACCGCGGCGGUCGCAGGUCGUGGUGCCGUGCAGAGGCAGUGGGUGCAGACAGUGCUCAUCGACGAGGCCUGUCAGCUUGCGGAGGCCGUCACGAUUGUGCCCCUCCGCUCCAGCAUUCAGCGCCUCGUGCUUGUUGGCGACCCGCGCCAGCUCCCUGCGUUGGUGCUCUCGCGCGCCGCGGAGCACGCUUCGUAUGGUCGGGGGAUGUUCCAGAGAUUGGUCUCCAUUGGUGAGCGCCCCGAGGUCCUCGAGAUCCAGUACCGCAUGCACAGAGACGUCGUUGCUUGGCCAGCGAACCAUUUCUACCGCCUCGACGGUAUACAGCUUCGCACCGGGCCAUCGGUCAUCGCUCGGGACGAGCUCCAAGCACCACCGCUGUUGGGCCCGGCUCGUUUCGUGCAUGUCAGUGGCGUCGAGCAAAGAAGUGGCCACUCGUGGCUGAACGAAGACGAGGCCGCCCUGGUUGUUGAACAGGCGAGGUUGCUUCGCGCCCUGCACCCAAGCUUGAGUAUCGGCGUGAUCACGCCCUACCUGAGCCAGGUGAAGGAGGUGCAGUGGCGCUUGGCGGACGCUGACCUCACGGACGUUCAAGUCAGCUCCGUCGACGGCUUCCAGGGUGACGAGCGCGAUGCGAUUCUUGUUUCUCCCGUGCGCUCGAACUCGAAGCAGCACAUCGGAUUUGUUGGCGACGCGCAGCGCCUCAACGUUGCCGUAACGAGGCCCAAGCACUUUUUGUGGAUCUUCGGCAACAAGGAAACCCUCGGCGGCAGCGAGCAUUGGUCCUCCUUGCUUGAAUUCUACGAGGAGAAGGGCUGGAUCGUCGCUGCCAGUGACCUCAAGGCCAAGGCCAAGGGGAAAGGAGGGGGCAAGAGCAAUGCCAAGGGAAAGAAGAGAAGCGUGGCCGCGGCAGGCUCCCCAGACACUGGCACCAACAGCAGCCGCAGUCCUCUCCAUGGAAAGGCGCGGGUCGAUGCUGCCGUGCUGGAGCUGACACGGCGCGGGGAUUGGACAGGCGCACGGCGCGCGGCGAAGGGUUGUGUGGUCGCGUGGGUCGCGCGCGGCAACUUGCUCGACACCCUGGGCUUCCGGCCCAGCCUCGCCCACGUUCAGCGCUGCGUCUUCGCGGAGGCGCUUGCCGACCUGCAGGCUUCGGUGCACGCGGAGCCGUCUCUGGCGCCGACGAAGCAAGCCUGGGAGGCGCUGCAGAGCUACUGCCGGACGGGGAAUGCUUGCCACUUGCGGGCCAUGCCAGAGGACCCAUCGGUGUUUUCCGCUCGCGGCGCUGCGAUCGCGAUCCGGGCGAGCCAUGACCCUGCUGACCAGGUCCUGGCUGCGAUGCGCAAGCUGGCCCGCGACGGCGCUGCACAUGCCGCAGCCGACGCACUUGGCUGGCGCGGUGCCCAGGUGUGGCAGUUCGGCGACGGCAGCUUCACCUCCCAGGCCGAAGCUGCCGUGCGCUCCGUCCUCGCUUACUCCUGGCUGGCCACGGUGGAGGCGCUCGAGGGCUCCAGCCUGCAGCAGCGCGCCGAGGCGAUUGCAGCCACUGCAGCGCUGCAUGCAGAGCUCGAGCCUCGCGAGCUCGAGGUGCUGUCGGCUGCCACCGAGGCGUGCGCGGCGGCGUGCCUGGAGGCGGGCAGCGACGCCGCGGGCGAGGUGCUCGGCGCCCGCGGGCGCCUCCCCGACUGCCGCGACGGCAGGCUCCGUGCGCAGGUGGAGGCCCUCCUGGGGCGCGGCGCGCCGGUGCUGAGGGACCACCCAGAGGCGUGGACGGCUGCGCGCGAGGCGCGCGUGGCGGCCUGUGCACCUCCAGCUUUCGCAGGCACGGCUCGUCUGCGCGAGCGAUUCGGCGUCGCGGUUCCGGACGGCGGCCCAGCGGCGCUGCAGCAGGUGGUCGAGGAGAGCUCAUCGGCCCUCCUGUCCGACAGUGUCCGUGGUCGCGCUGCUGGGCGCGUGCUGCGGCUCAUGUUGGCGGCAGCGGCAAAGGCACCACGCAUCAGUGCGAUCAGCAUGCUGGACGCGUUCCGACUGGCCGAUGCGUCUGGCCUUCUCUGCACCCUGAACCCGCCCUCCGGGCGGUUUGCAGACGGUGGUGCCGCGACCCCGGCAGAGACGUGGAUGGCAUUGCAGCUGCUCUUCAUGCCGCUGGACCAGGAGUCUCUGGCAGAGCUUCUCGCAGAGCAUGCGACCCCGACGGAAGAAGCGAAGAUCAUGUUGGAGGAUGCCUCUGUGCGCAGAUGGCUCCGUUCGAUGCCUGGCCCGACCCAGGGCGAUGUAGAGGCAGAGCGUUUUGUCCGACUUUGCACCGGGCGGUUUGCGUGAGGCCAGCUUGAGCUAGGAGUGCCCAUCGAUGUUUUGGACGCUGCACGCUGCAGGACAGCUGCGGAUUCCAAGUUGUGAGCAACUUGCGGGAUCGUAAUUUUCCGCCUUGCCUUACUGGCCAGCGUAAUCAUACUUUUCUGGCUGGCGUGGCGUGGCCUGCUGAUUAUAUAAGUGGCGGGUUGGGCCACAAAGAACAUGUUCGCACUGCGCUUUUGCCCCGCCUCCCUGGCCUCGCUUUAUGUGCUUCGGCCUCUUCCCUUCACUCCUCCUCCGCUUUGGCAGGGCGCCUCCUCAUUUCACGCUGCGACGCAGACUAGCUGUUGACGCGGUGGUAGUCGGCGGGGUAGCCCCUGGAAACAAGACGUGCAGUCCCAUCAGCCUUGAGGUCCUCGUGCCAGCCUCCCGGCUGCUGCAGCUUCGUUGCGUGCCGCUCGCGCGCGAGGCAGGGGACGGGCGCCGCUCCUGCAGGAGGGCGGGCGCUCCCGCCGAUCCUGCUGCCGCCCUCGUGUCCCCCAAGCUGCCGCCGCGCCCUGUGGUCCUG
Molecule: messenger RNA, 6015 nt
Organism: Prorocentrum cordatum
Lineage: Eukaryota; Dinophyceae; Prorocentrales; Prorocentraceae
Source: the annotation of a GenBank genome assembly